CACGUGUGCAAUUUUUGACAGUUCUGCGACAACAACAAUUCUAAAAAUUGGUUUCUAUUCAGUUUAUUUCCUAUUCUCCAGUAAAAGUUAAAAUUCCAUCACCAAAAUGGCUAAAGAUAAACCUCAGAAGCCUCGUAAGGUGAAUAAAAAUGAAGGUACAGAGGAAAAGUCCAAUGACAAUUCGGCGUCCAGCAGUUCUGCUAUUUGGCAAGAUGAACGUUUCCAGCACCUGGUCAGUGAUCCACGCUUUCGGGGCAUACCAAAGGUGCAGCGAAAAGUCAAGAUCGACAAACGCUUCCAGAGCAUGUUCACAGAUGAAAAAUUCAAAGUGAAAUACACUGUAGACAAGUAUGGGCGGCGUGUAAACAAAAGCAAUGCUGAAGAUUUACGCAAGUACUAUGAGCUUAAUUCAUCCGAUUCAGAAGCAGAAGAAGAUGUGAAGGAACGAACUGAACCAGCAAAACAUGAAGAUUCUGAUGGGGAAGCACAAGAAGAGUUGGAACGCCGCAAGGAGGAGAAAGCGAUUAGUCGUGAUGCUGAUCAUUCCGGAGUGAGUAUGCCGAGCGAAGAGGAACAAGAUGAAAAUGAUAAGCUUGCUAGUGAUGGCGAAGACGUGCCAAAAACACUGAAGGAACGUUUAUUAGAUCCUGACAUCGAUUACGCGCGAGGUGAGGGUCGCCUUAUUACCGAUUCGUCGUCAGAUGAUGAGUCUAGUGAAGAAGAAGAUCCUGAGGCGAAUAUUGAUCAUAUAUGGGGAGAGCUAGAUCAGGAAGCAGAAACAACAGAAGAAUCUACAAACAGGCUGGCUGUUUGUAAUAUGGAUUGGGAUCGUAUACGUGCAGUCGAUUUAAUGGUGCUAUUUAGUUCCUUUCUACCACCAGGGGGUAGUGUUUUGAGCGUGACAAUAUAUCCAUCUGAAUUUGGCAAAGAGCGCAUGCAGCAGGAGGAAAUACACGGGCCAACAGAGUUGGUCGGCUUGGGAAAUGAUAUAAACAACGAGAAGAAUACGAAUUUCGACAACGAAUCGGACGAGGAAAUCGUCAAAGAGCAAGACAGCGACGCUGAAGAAGGCGAUGAUUAUCACAUGGAAAAGCUUCGCCAGUAUCAAUUGAAUCGCCUACGAUACUAUUACGCCGUGGCAGUUUUUGAUAGUGUCGCAACGGCGGAUAAAAUUUAUAAAGAAUGCGACGGCAUUGAGUAUGAAAGUUCAGCAACACGCGUCGAUCUGCGCUUUAUACCCAAUGAUACUAGUUUCGAUGAAAAUGAACCCACUGACAUGUGCACAGAUUUGCCCGAUACGAAUAGCUAUAAGCCGCGACAGUUUACAACAACAGCCUUGCAGCAAGCUAAGGUAGAUUUAACAUGGGAUGAAACGGCUUUGGAAAGGCAAGAGUUAGGCGAAAAAUUGGCCAGCGGAAAAUUAAAUGAAGUGAGUGACAAGGAGCUCCGAAAGAUGAUCGCGUACAGCAGCGAGGAUGAAGAAGAGGAUAGCGGAGAUACAGAAGAAAGCGGGCAAGCAAAUGGGAAGGAGCAUACCAGUGAGAGCAAUGACAAUGGCAAUGAAGCGCAAAAAACAGAGAGGCCGAAACGUAAAAAGGACGACAUUAUCAACAAAUACAAGGCACUACUUGCAGAAAUCAACGAAAAAGAGGAGCAAAAAAAGAAAAACAAAUUUGAAAUGGAAAUAAGCUGGAAUGUUGAAGAAAAGAAAGACGACAAAGACAAGGAAGCAGAAGAUUCUGAAGACAGCAAGAAAAAACCACAGCUGACACCCAUCGAAAAAGUUUUGCAAAAGCGUAGUGAGCGCAACAAGCAGCGCAAGGAGGAGCGCAAGAAGAAUAAAAUGCAAGCACGUGGAUUGGAUCCAGAUGCAGAUGACUCUGCUGAUUCGGACAGCAUACCCGAUGGCAUUGAUAUGAAUGAUCCCUACUUUGCGGAAGAAUUCACUACUGGCGACUACAUUGAUCCCAAAGCAAUAAAACGCGAUAGGUUGAAAAAGCAACAAAAUGAAUCGGAUAAGCAGCAGGCUGCUGAGGAGGAGGAAAAGCAAGCGAAAGAGCUGCAGCUUUUACUGGACGAAGACGACUUGGAUGAGCAAGGCAAACAACACUUUAGCUUAGAUAAAAUAUUAAAAUCUGAACAAGAAACGAAGUCGAAAAGAAAACGACGCAAGCAAUUAAAGAAAUCAAAAUCAGCGAUUGCAGAGGAAACCAAACCAAUAGAAGAUAAUUUCCAGUUAAAUUUGAAUGAUGAACGUUUCAAGGCUGUGUUCACGUCACCCAAAUUUAAUAUCGAUCCUACUGAUUCACAUUUCAAGAAAACCAAAGCCAUGGAGUUGCUUAUACAAGAAAAAUUUAAGCGAAGACAUGAUGAUGAGAGCUUAAAGAACGGCAAUAAUGCUGCUGUAGCAGAAGUUGAGGUGAAAAGACCGAAAAAGCAGUUGGAAAAUACGCUGCUGGUAAAGAGCUUGAAACGUAAAAUUCAGAUGAAGCAGCAGAAGUAGAGUUUUAUCGUCUAAGUUAAUGCAAAUUAGUAUAUGAAAAUUGUAAGUGUACAUAUAUACUUUUUAUGUAGAUUUUACGAUUCAAUAUGUAUGCUUUAGAAUGAAUAGAACUUUGUG
This is a messenger RNA of Rhagoletis pomonella (apple maggot), 2620 nucleotides long. Its product is annotated as ESF1 homolog. Lineage: Eukaryota; Metazoa; Arthropoda; Insecta; Diptera; Tephritidae. The coding region runs from base 107 to 2503 and encodes 798 amino acids. Gene Ontology annotation, molecular function: RNA binding. Gene Ontology annotation, cellular component: nucleus. The transcript has 2 exons. Gene Ontology annotation, biological process: rRNA processing. The record is from RefSeq and is a predicted model, not a curated record.